AUGGGCAAAAGCGUUGCUGAGGCGCUCGCGCGCGUCGACGCAGGCUCUCUAGCCGACAUAUUCGAAGAUCGCCCCGGGCGUGUCCAACAGCCUGUAAUGCAAUGUGUGCAGAUCAAACCGAUUGCCGCCCAACCAGGAGGGCAGGAACGUCACCGCGUGAUCUUUAGUGACACCAAGAACUACAUUCAGACUAUGCUGGCCGUGCAUCAAAACCAUCUUGUGGAAGAAAAGAUCCUGCGGAGAGGAGUGCUUGUUCAACUGGUUGGCUAUUCUGCAAACAAGGUCAAGGCAAAACGCAUCCUGAUUGUCACCGAGAUCAAAGUCCUCGAAGAGUACGGCGAACAUGAGAAACUCGGCGAACCCAAACAAUUGGAAUUGAAGGCCGAAGAAGAUGAAAAGCCUUCCCCAACCACUAUCACCAGCAACGGAUUCUAUGGAAACAAGCAAGAGCAGCCCAAACCGAACCGAUCGGUGUCGAGUCACGCAAAGCCCACUUCGUCUGCGAGCGCUCAUGCCAACAUCUACCCGAUCGAAGCGAUCUCACCAUACUCGAACAAAUGGACGAUCAAAGCACGCUGCACGAGCAAGUCGGAAAUCAAGACAUGGCAUAACCGGAACGGCGAAGGCCGGCUGUUUAGUGUCAAUCUGUUGGACGAAAGUGGCGAGAUCCGGGCCACGGGGUUCAAUGACCAGUGUGACCAGCUGUAUGAUGUGUUUCAAGAAGGCAACGUUUAUUACAUCUCCAGUCCAUGUCGAGUGACGUUCGCGAAGAAACAAUUCUCGAAUCUGGCAAACGAUUAUGAACUACACUUUGAGAAAGACACGGUCGUCGAAAAGGCUGAAGAGCAGGAUGGAGUUCCUCAAGUUCGUUACAAUUUCGUCAGCAUCUCAGAGCUGCAAACCAUUGACAAAGAUACCACGAUCGACAUUAUUGGUGUCCUCAAAGAAGUCGGCGAGGUCGGCCAAGCGACAUCCAAGACCACCGGCAAGCCAUAUGAGAAGCGAGAACUUACUCUGGUGGACGAUACGGGGUACUCUGUGCGAAUGACCAUAUGGGGCAAGACCGCCGCCUCCUUUGACAUCCCGCCUGAAUCGGUGGUUGCUUUCAAAGGCGUCAAGGUGUCGGAUUUUGGUGGACGAAGUUUGAGUCUUUUGAGCUCUGGCUCCAUCAGUGCGAACCCCGACAUGCCCGAGGCACAUAAGCUGAAGGGCUGGUAUGAUUCUCAAGGUCGGUCCGGCAACUUCGCCACGCAUGCCAAUGUCCAAGGGGGUGUCGGCGAAGGUGGCUCUCGCAAAGAUCCAUUCAAGACUAUUUCCCAGGUGAAAGAAGAGCAACUGGGGAUGUCUGAGAAUCCCGACUUCUUCUCUGUCAAGGCCUCCAUCCAAUACAUCAAACAAGACAACUUCUGUUACCCGGCUUGUCUGUCAGAGGGAUGCAACAAGAAGGUUGUGGAGAUCGACCCAGGCCAAUGGCGCUGUGAGCGAUGCGACAAGAAUCAUCCCAAGCCAGAAUACCGGUACAUCAUGUCCGUGAACAUCAGUGAUCACACCGGCCAGCUUUGGGUCAGCUGCUUCGACGAGACUGGACGGAUGAUCAUUGGCAAGACUGCAGACGAACUGAUGGAGAUGAAAGAGGUGGACGAGAAGCAAGUGGCCGAGAUCUUCUCGGAUGCGAAUUGUCAGACCUGGAAUUGGAGGUGCAAGGCGAGACUCGAUACUUUCCAAGAGCAGCAACGGGUGCGAUAUCAAGUCAACUCGGCUACUCCAUUGAACUUUGUGACGGAGUCUCACAAGUUGAUUGAGCUGAUCAAACAAUACAACAUUGACUAG
Capronia coronata CBS 617.96 is the source of this 1830-nucleotide messenger RNA. Its product is annotated as replication factor A1. NCBI's taxonomy places the organism in Eukaryota, Fungi, Ascomycota, Eurotiomycetes, Chaetothyriales, Herpotrichiellaceae. Gene Ontology annotation, biological process: telomere maintenance via telomerase; double-strand break repair via homologous recombination; DNA replication. The transcript is spliced from 3 exons. Gene Ontology annotation, molecular function: single-stranded telomeric DNA binding; damaged DNA binding. The record is from RefSeq and is a predicted model, not a curated record. Gene Ontology annotation, cellular component: DNA replication factor A complex; nucleus. The coding region runs from base 1 to 1830 and encodes 609 amino acids.